GACUUGGCACGGGCUGCCUUGUUUGAAAGCAAAUACGUCUCCUCAACUGGGCCAACCACCAAAUUAGAGCCCUUACUCCACUCUAUGUAUCAUCUUAUGCAUGACCCUCACGACAGCAGUGCUUCCUCUCUCUUUCUAUCUCUCGCCUGGAUAGUGCGCAGACAUGUCUCACCGCAAAUUCCAUGCCCCCCGCCACGGGCACAUGGGGUUUCUGCCCCACAAGCGGAGCAAGAAGCACAGGGGCAGGGUGCGCACGUGGCCCAAAGACGACCCCAACCUGCCCGUCCACCUCACCGCCUUCCUGGGAUACAAGGCUGGCAUGACCCACACGCUUAGGGAGAUGCACCGCACUGGCCUCAAGCAAGCAAAGCGAGAAGAAGUUGAGGCGGUUACCAUUGUUGAAACUCCUCCUGUCAUCGUGAUGGGCAUCGUGGGAUACAUCAAAACCAUCCGCGGCCUGCGCCCCCUGAAAACCAUCUUCGCCGAGCACCUCAGUGACGAGUGCAAGCGCAGAUUUUACAAAAACUGGUUCAAGAGUAAGAAGAAGGCCUUCACUAAGUACAGCAAAAAGUGGCAGCUUGAGACAGGAAAGAAACAGCUGGAAAAGGAGUUUGCCACGAUGAAGAAAUACUGUUCAGUCAUCAGGGUUCUUGUUCACUCCCAGAUGAAAAUGUUGCCCAUUAGGCAGAAGAAAGCUCACAUUAUGGAGGUGCAGUUGAAUGGAGGAACCAUCUCAGACAAGGUGGACUGGGCAAAGGAACAUCUGGAACAGUCAGUCCCCAUUUCUGCCGUCUUCUACCAAGAUGAGAUGAUUGAUAUCAUUGGUGUCACCAAAGGCCAUGGCUUCAAAGGUGUGACGAGCCGCUGGCGCACAAAGAAACUCCCCAGAAAGACCCACAAGGGCCUGAGGAAGGUGGCUUGCAUCGGAGCCUGGCAUCCCGCCCGUGUGGGCUACACUAUAGCUCGCGCUGGUCAGAAAGGUUAUCACCAUCGUACCGAGCUCAACAAGAAGAUCUAUCGUAUCGGUAAAGGUGUUCACAUCCAGGACGGGAAGGUGGUCCGGAACAAUGCCUCCACUAACUACGACACCACCCAGAAAACCAUCACCCCCAUGGGAGGCUUUCCAAAAUAUGGAGAGGUGAACAAUGACUUUGUUAUGAUCAAAGGCUGCGUUGUCGGGACGAAGAAGCGCGUCCUCACCCUCAGAAAGUCUUUGCUCGUCCACACAUCGCGCAAAUCCAAGGAGACCAUCGAGCUCAAGUUCAUCGACACCACUUCCAAAUUCGGUCACGGGCGCUUCCAGACUGCCCAGGAGAAGAGGGCGUUUAUGGGGCCACUGAAGAAAGAUGCCCAGAAGACACUGAAAGAGCCUCUUGUGGAGGAGGUCUGAAAGAAUGGACGAUAACAAAAUCUUCUAAAAUAAUAAAUCUAAGUUUCAAAUAAAAA
Molecule: messenger RNA, 1446 nt
Organism: Mugil cephalus (flathead mullet)
Lineage: Eukaryota; Metazoa; Chordata; Actinopteri; Mugiliformes; Mugilidae
Product: 60S ribosomal protein L3-like
Exons: 10
Coding region: 164-1390 (408 amino acids)
Biological process (GO): ribosomal large subunit assembly; translation
Cellular component (GO): cytosolic large ribosomal subunit; ribosome
Molecular function (GO): structural constituent of ribosome; RNA binding
Source: RefSeq, a predicted model, not a curated record